GGGUGGGGGAGGGGCCGGAGCGGGAACCGGGAACGGGCGGGGGGGGGAGGGGGGAUGACCGGGAAUGGGGGGGCGGGGCCACGAGGGAGGGCGGGGCCAAAGCGGAGGAGAGGGGGAGGGGCCGGGAGCGAAGGGGAGGAGCCAGAAGGGGCGGGGCCAAAGUGGGGGAGGGGCGAGGCGAGGGAGCCCCGGGAUGGGGGGAGGGAAGAGGAACGGGGGGGUGGGGGAGGGGAAAGGGGGGCGGGGACUCCCCCUCCCCCCCCUCCACCCCCGGCCGCUUCCGGCGGCGGCGGUGACGUCACGGGGCGGGGCGGGCCCCUGGGGUCACGUGGGGGCGGUGGCGGCGCGAGCGGAGCGCGGGAGCGGAGGAGCCGGUGGCCGAUGAGAGCAGCCUGGGCUGCGCUGUCGCUGCUGCUGCUGCCGGGGCUGGGCCGGCGAGCGACGCCCGCGGCCACCGCGGCCACCGCGGCCACCAUGGCAGCCACAGAGGGGACACCGGGGGGCGCCUGCGGCAGCGCCGGGAACGGCACCGCGGGUGACACCGGGGACACCGGGGAGGUCUCGGCCGCCUUCGUCACCUGCCCCAACCUCAGCGUGGCCACCGAGCUGGCCAGGGCUCUGGUCCAGCAGCGUUUGGCCGCCUGCGUCAACAUCAUACCCGGGGUGACCUCGGUGUACACGUGGCAGGGGAAGCUGGAGGAGGACAGCGAGGUUCUGCUGAUGAUCAAGACCCGCAGCUCCCGGGUGCCGGCGCUGAGCGACUUCGUCCGGAGCCAGCACCCGUACGAGGUGCCCGAGGUGGUGGCGCUGCCGGUGGCGCAGGGGAACCCCCCGUACCUGCGCUGGGUGCGCGACAGCGUCCCGCCCUGAGGAACCUCGAAAACAUCCCAAAACACCCCAAAAAACCUCCUCAAAACCCCCCCAAAAACACCCCAAAAAUCCCCCCGAAAAAUCCACCCAAAACCCCCUAAAAAUCCACCCCAAAACACCCCAAAAAUCCCCCCAACCCCUCUCAAAAUCGCCAAAAAUCCCCCCAAAAACCACCACAAAAAUCCCCCCAAUGCCCAAAAUACCCCAAAAUCCCCCAUAAAACUCCAAAAAUGCCCCAAAAAAACCCAAAACCUCCCCAAACCCCCUCACAAAAAAACCCUAAAAUUCCAAAAAAGUCCCCAAAAAAAACCUCAAAAAGUUCCCAAAAUAUCAUCAAAAACGCCAAAAAUCCCCCGAUCCGGGGGGGACCCCGAGAUCCGGAGGGGGAGCCCCGGAUUUGGGAAUAAAGAGGAGGAACCCCAAAAC
Vidua chalybeata is the source of this 1296-nucleotide messenger RNA. Its product is annotated as protein CutA-like. The coding region runs from base 55 to 870 and encodes 271 amino acids. NCBI's taxonomy places the organism in Eukaryota, Metazoa, Chordata, Aves, Passeriformes, Viduidae. The record is from RefSeq and is a predicted model, not a curated record. The transcript has 7 exons. Gene Ontology annotation, molecular function: copper ion binding. Gene Ontology annotation, biological process: response to metal ion.